AGUAUUUCUUGUUCUAUUACGACACGUAUGUAUAACUAUGCCAAGUAAUGUAUGUAAAAGAAAUUAUUGGUUCGAGGAUUUUUUAUGAUUCGUGAAAUUUUUAUAAUUUAAAUUACGGCGGUAAAUCGAUAUAUUAUGUUGACUAUCGACAGCACGGUAUCAAUAUAGUGUGUUCAAUAGCUUUAGUGAACAACUGUUUAUUUUUGCAGAAGUAUUGUUAUUAAAUGAAUAUUAUAAAAUUAUACAUAUUUUGAAACAAGUUAUGAGACAAAACAAAUUUGUGAGACAAGAGAUAUCAUUCAUACACGAAACUACAUAAUAAAAAUGUUACGUCAACGUUAUACCCGCAUGAUAUUCAAACAAAUUUUUGAACAUAAAAGUGUUUAUAGACAGGUACAGGUUAACGUGACACGUUCGUUUUAUGAUAACCAUGAAGCUAUCAAUCACUUUAUAAAGUAUUUACGUAAACGACAAGUUACUGUUGGAACAAAAGCAGAAGCUUAUGGCAAACACGUUUACGGUCCACCACUAGGAAUGCUUGUAAAGGUAGAAGCACCUAAUUUGCAUGAUUUUCUUGUAUUACGUCUACAACAUUGGUGGAAACGUCAAAAAGAUAAUUAUAAGGAAUAUGUCGAAAAAGAACAAUAUAAAAAAUAUAUCUUAGCAGGACCAGAUUUGGCAGCAGCUAAGUAUGUUAUAGAGUGUAGUGGUAAAAUAAGGUUCAAAAAUCACAAUGAAUGGAUAGAUAAAACUAAGAAGAAUGAACUUUCAAAAUUGCCAGAAGAAUAUGAUGAAAACUUUAUUUUAGAGGAAAUAGAUUUCAAUGGAUAUCCUAUAAAAUUUGAACAUCUUGAUUUUAUUUUUAAUCUCUAUAAUUUAAGAACACUAAGCUUCAGAGGUUGUAAAACAAUUGAUGAUUGGUCAUUGGAUAAAUUGUCUGCAGAAUUUCCAAUGUUAGAGCAUCUUGACGUAUCAGAAUGUGAAAAUGUAACAGAAAGGGGACUAGAAGCACUAUAUAGAAUGCCUAACUUGAAGAAAUUAACUGUGACUAAUUUUCGUGGAUCUGCAGCAUUCGAAUUAACUUGUUUCUUAUUAGAAGAUGUCAAUCCAUAUCUAAAAUGUGAAAUUCAACAACCACAAUACAAAUGUUUACCUGAAAAAUAAUAUAUAUAAGAAAUCUAAUUAAUAAUAAUAGUAUAAUGUACUUUUUA
Molecule: messenger RNA, 1211 nt
Organism: Bombus impatiens (common eastern bumble bee)
Lineage: Eukaryota; Metazoa; Arthropoda; Insecta; Hymenoptera; Apidae
Product: distal membrane-arm assembly complex protein 2
Exons: 2
Coding region: 325-1164 (279 amino acids)
Source: RefSeq, a predicted model, not a curated record